CUCCUGCCAAACCCAAAAAAGCAAACAAAAUAAAGGCUUAGAGAACCACAAAAUCUCUCCGAACAGCGGCUCAUUCCUCUCCGGAGUUGUCCCAUUACCGGCUCAGCAAUGGCCGCUGUUCGGUUUCUCCUCUUUUUCAUCUUCUGCUUCCUUCCCCUCUCUCUUUCAGUUUCGGAAAUAGAGGCUCUCCUCAAACUCAAGCAAUCAUUCACCCAUGGAGACGCGCUAAGAUCAUGGGUUCCGAACUCCUCUCCAUGCUCGGGCAAGUGGGAGGGAGUCAUUUGCUUUGAUGGAAUAAUCACCGGCCUCCAUCUCACCGGCUUAGGUCUCGGAGGAAACAUAGACGUUGACGCUGUAGUUGAACUUCACGGUCUUCGAACUAUCAGCUUUGUGAACAACUCCUUUUCAGGUCCAAUUCCAGACUUUCACAGGCUUGGCGCUUUGAAAUCUCUCUUAUUAACAGGCAAUCAAUUCUCUGGUAAUAUUCCUAAAGACUACUUUUCCCAUAUUACUUCAUUGAAGAAAGUCUGGCUUUCCUAUAAUCGCUUAAAUGGAACGAUACCUGAUUCAGUAACAGAACUAUCCCACCUCAUAGAACUCCACCUUGAGAAGAAUGAGUUCACAGGUCGUAUACCACCUAUUAAUAUAUCCUCGUUGAAACAACUUGAUAUGUCAAACAACAUGCUGGAAGGUGAAAUCCCUAAGAGCUUGUCGAUCUUUGCCGCGGAUACGUUUGCAGGAAACGAAGGACUUUGUGGGAAGCCAUUGGACAAGGUUUGCACAGAGAAAGAAAACGGAACGUUGACGACAAAUGAAAACAAGCACAGCAACACUACCAUGCUAGUGCUUCUGUUCCUUGGCACUAUAGUAUUUCUCUUCAUCUUCUUUGCGUUUGGUACUUACGCAAAGGAUAGAAAGGGCAAAGACUUUGAUGUCUUAGGUAGCGAAGUAACGUCGAAUGCUGAAAUGGUUGAGAUGCGCAUGCCAAGUUCUAAUCGCAGUGGGGCAAGGGAUUACUCGAGCCGUAAAGGUGAUACGAAGAAAGGUUCAUCUCAUGGAAAUAAUGGAAUGACUGAUCUUAUAAUGCUGAAUGUUGACAAUGGUACAUUUGGGUUGCCUGAUUUGAUGAAGGCAUCUGCAGAAGUGCUCGGCAAUGGUGGUUUGGGUUCCGCGUAUAAGGCCGUAAUGGCCAACGGGCUGUCAGUGGUCGUGAAGAGAAUGAGAGAGGUGAAUAUGUUGCAAAGAGAAGGGUUUGAUGCUGAAAUGAAACGAUUUGGAAGACUAAGGCAUCAGAAUAUCUUAACUCCUCUAGCUUAUCAUUUUCGAAGAGAGGAGAAGCUGUUGGUGUCCGAAUUCAUUCCUAAGGGCAGCUUGCUAUAUAUCUUACACGGUGAUCGCGGAACAAGUCACGCCGACCUCAAUUGGCCAACGCGUUUGAAGAUUAUCCAGGGCAUUGCUCGUGGAAUGGGCUUCCUCCACACGGUGUUUCCUUCGUAUGACUUGCCCCAUGGGAAUCUCAAGUCUAGCAAUGUUUUUCUACGAGAUGAUUAUGAGCCACUUCUAAAUGACUAUGGUUUUAAUUCACUAACCGCUACGCCCAUCGCCGCCCAAGCAUUGUUUGCCUAUAAAUCCCCUGAUUACAUACAAUUCCAAAGAGUCUCUACAAAGUCUGAUGUCUAUUGCCUUGGAAUAAUCAUUCUUGAAAUUCUUACAGGGAAGUUCCCCUCUCAUUAUGUUAGCAAUGGAAAGGGUGGUGCUGAUGUUGUGCAAUGGGUUUUGAUGGCAAUGUCUGAAAAAAGAGUGCAUGAAGUGCUAGAUCCGGAGAUAGUGAGCAAUACAAGUUCAGUCAACCAUAUGGUGCAACUCCUCAAUAUUGGGGUUACUUGCAUUGAAACUAAUCCAAAACAACGAAUCGAUAUGGGGGAAGCCAUUAGGAGGAUAGAAGAGAUACAAACGUAAUGUAUGCCAGAUUGCUGGUGCUGCUAGUUCAAUCAAUACAGGGCCUAGAUCCGUAGGUAAGUGGUAGAAAAGAUUGUGAUCAUCAGCAUAUAAUUUCAAUCCCAUGCUUCAACAUUCGUGAUUAUCAAUAUAUAUCUUGUGAUGAGCA
Messenger RNA from Carya illinoinensis, 2107 nucleotides. RefSeq names its product pollen receptor-like kinase 3. Gene Ontology annotation, molecular function: ATP binding; protein binding; protein kinase activity. The coding region runs from base 109 to 1959 and encodes 616 amino acids. The transcript is spliced from 2 exons. Gene Ontology annotation, biological process: protein phosphorylation. Lineage: Eukaryota; Viridiplantae; Streptophyta; Magnoliopsida; Fagales; Juglandaceae. The record is from RefSeq and is a predicted model, not a curated record.